AUGCGGGCUUGUAGUCACCGUUUCUUAAGGAUAACAUGUCUUUCCCGAGUUGUUAAACAGGCCACUCUUCCGACGACUGACCCAGCACCCGUGCAAGGGUUUUAUUCUUCUUUACAGUAUGACGACUUUGGUGCUUUAGAUGUCCCGGAUUUGGCUACCACGCUUCUUCCCUUUCAAAAAGAGGGUGUUUAUUGGAUGGUGCAACGAGAACGUGACCACAUUGGAGGAAUCAUGGCUGAUCACUUGGGAAUGGGGAAAACUGUACAGAUGAUUGGGUUAUGUCUUUCUUCUCAUCAUUUUAACAAAGCAAUCGAUGAAACUCAUAUUCAAACAAUGCAAUCCAAGGCUGCUAACUAUCGUUUACUGACAGUUAUUCGACAGCUACAACGCAUAAACGUUAUUGCGAAUUGUUCAAGGAUCAAUCGUCCAGCUAUGGACCUUCGAGCAUUGAUGAACAAAGUGGAGGAAAAUGCGGCUCCAAGCGAUGAAUCAAUGGACUCGGUUCGUCAGGAAGUUGAUAAAUGGCUUAAGUUUGCUAGUAAGUUUCAUCCUUCAUAUGAAAAGCGGGCAACGGCUUUUUUGUAUGAUGAACGAAAGCGAUCCUUUGAAUUAAUUGAAUCGAGGGAUCUUAGAACACUUGUUGUUGUUCCAGCGGCGCUUAUGCUACAAUGGAAAAGUGAAAUUGAAGCUAAAGUGAAACCAUCUCGAGGAUUGAAGGUUUUUUUGUAUCAUGGGAGCAACAAGGCUAUUACAAAUACAGAGUUAGAAUUGUAUGACUUUGUGAUCACUACCUACGAUACACUAACAAGCUCUGCUCAACUUGCAUUAACACCCAUAUUCGAUGAUAAAAAUAUGUCCUUUAAUCGAAAAGAGGCCGGACCUUUGUUUCAUGUCAGAUGGAAGCGCAUCAUUUUGGAUGAGGCACACAUGAUUCGUCACGCUAACACACAACGUUGGCGAGCGGUUAAAGAAUUACAAGGAUUUCAUCGAUGGGUCGUUACGGCUACACCUCUUCACAAUACAA
Trypanosoma cruzi is the source of this 1024-nucleotide messenger RNA. RefSeq names its product DNA repair protein, putative. The annotation marks the transcript as partial. The record is from RefSeq and is a predicted model, not a curated record. Gene Ontology annotation, molecular function: ATP binding; ATP-dependent chromatin remodeler activity. Lineage: Eukaryota; Euglenozoa; Kinetoplastea; Trypanosomatida; Trypanosomatidae. The transcript has a single exon.